UGAUGGAAUAAACAACACAUUCCUUUGGAUGAAUUUAUACAGCAUGUGAACUGCCAAUUAUUCUUUGUGCAGGAAUAAGAAAAAUCCUUCACUUUCAUUUAUUAGGUAUCAGCUUGAUAACAAAAAACUUUUGAAUGGCUCAUGGUCACAGCAGACCAUUAAUUGAAUGGGAUCAGCACUUCUCCUACUAAAUUAUCUGAAGUCAAGGAUUUGGAAGAGAUUUUUGCAGCAAUGACCCAUUUACAAGCUGGACUUAGUCCAGAGACUAUAGAGAAAGCCCGCCUGGAACUGAAUGAAAACCCAGACAUUUUGCACCAGGAUAUCCAGCAAGUCAGGGACAUGAUCAUCACAAGGCCUGACAUUGGGUUUUUACGUACAGAUGAUGCCUUCAUCUUGAGAUUUCUCCGAGCCAGGAAGUUUCACCAAAUGGAGGCCUUCAGACUGCUGGCUCAGUACUUCCAGUACCGCCAAUUAAAUUUGGAUAUGUUCAAAAAUUUCAAGGCUGAUGAUCCAGGAAUCAAACGGGCUCUGACUGAUGGGUUCCCAGGAGUACUGGAAAAUCGUGACCACUGUGGCAGGAAGAUUCUUCUGCUUUUUGCAGCCAACUGGGAUCAGAGUAGGAACUCCUUCAUAGAUAUCCUUCGGGCUAUCCUACUGUCCUUGGAAGUGCUCAUCGAAGAUCAGGAGCUUCAGAUAAAUGGCUUCAUUCUAAUUAUAGACUGGAGCAACUUCUCCUUCAAGCAAGCCUCCAAGCUUACACCAUCUAUCCUCAAAUUGGCCAUUGAAGGUUUGCAGGACAGCUUUCCUGCCCGCUUUGGAGGAGUCCAUUUUGUCAACCAGCCCUGGUAUAUCCAUGCCCUGUACACGCUAAUCAAACCAUUCCUCAAAGACAAGACAAGGAAAAGGAUCUUUCUUCAUGGCAACAACCUGAACAGCCUUCACCAGCUAAUACACCCAGAAUGCCUGCCCUCUGAGUUCGGGGGGACUCUUCCCCCAUACGACAUGGGGACAUGGGCUCGAACGUUGCUCGGUCCUGACUACAGUGAUGAGAAUGAGUACACUCACACCUCAUACAACGCCAUGCACGUGAAGCACGCAUCCUCCAGCCUGGAGCAGGAGGACUCUCCCAAGCCCAUGAAAAGGUCCCAGUCGGUGGUGGAAGCCGGCACGCUGAAGCACGAGGACCUGGGGGAAAGCGAGAACACCCAGCCACUGCUGGCCCUGGACUAAGCCCCACAUGCUGACCGCAGACAUCCAGACCCCACCCACCCAGAAACCACCGAGCACACGAUACGCAUUCACACGCGUUUCGCUUGAGAACAAGUCCUUCAUCUUUCUUCAGCGAGUAACAAGAGCCACCAGCCAUCUGCCCAUGCAGCCAACGCUGAACAGCCUUUCUAUUGACACAGGGUGCGAAGGAAGACGCAGUGGGGGUCUGUCCAUAUGUAAAGAAUUUCAUCUUCUUUCCUUUUUGGACUUCUGGCAUUAAAAAAUUGGAAAUGAUGGGACUGCCCUCUCCUUUUAAAGAAACCAGUGUGUGUCAGUAGAAGUUUUCCUGAAGCCUCCAGUAGGGACGCUCAAUUUUAUAGAAGCUAAGGUUAAAUGUGUAUUAAAGCAAAGCAUCUUUAAAGUCUGCACUGUUCAGCGUGGCUCAUAGGGCAAAAACAGCAUUAUCUACAGUGUGUUUGAGAUCUGCGGAAGGAUUUUGUAUUAAAAAAGUAAAAAUCAGUGCCAGCAUAAUGCCAUACAACGUGACACUUUGCGAUUGCCUCAUCCAUAUUGCUUUUAGGGGGGGUCACUUAUUUCAGUAUCUAGCAAAAAGGAUCCUUAACUUUUGAAACCCUUACAAAACUGUCAGCUAAGUGAAAUGAGCUGCGUGGGCAGCAGAUAUAG
Meleagris gallopavo (turkey) is the source of this 1893-nucleotide messenger RNA. It is a transcript of the gene CLVS1, whose product is annotated as clavesin 1. Lineage: Eukaryota; Metazoa; Chordata; Aves; Galliformes; Phasianidae. Gene Ontology annotation, cellular component: trans-Golgi network; endosome; clathrin-coated vesicle. Gene Ontology annotation, molecular function: phosphatidylinositol bisphosphate binding. Gene Ontology annotation, biological process: lysosome organization. The record is from RefSeq and is a predicted model, not a curated record.